Molecule: messenger RNA, 2632 nt
Organism: Arabidopsis thaliana (thale cress)
Lineage: Eukaryota; Viridiplantae; Streptophyta; Magnoliopsida; Brassicales; Brassicaceae
Gene: TTL2
Product: tetratricopetide-repeat thioredoxin-like 2
Exons: 7
Coding region: 211-2403 (730 amino acids)
Source: RefSeq, marked reviewed
CUUCUCUGAAACUUUUCUCUCUCUCUUUUUUUCUUUCUUUUCUGAAUUCAAUCUUCGACAUCGCAAGAUCCAAUCUUUCUAUUCUCUCUCAUUUUCCAUGCAUUGAUCAGAAUAUUUAUGAUCCUACAGUUUCGUCUCUACCUUGUAUUCGCCAUUAACGGUCAUCAUCAGGUAUCUUAUUCUUUUUUGUAAUCUUGCUAAGAUACAACAAUGUCGAAGCUCAAGAAACCUAUACUAGAAUCUAACUGUGUCGCCGAUAAGCUCUGUGACUCGUUGAAUAUGGAAGAUAAUAACAAUGAUAAACCAGAUACUAUUAAUGUCGAUCUUGGAUCACCAAUUACACCGCUUCAGACUCAGCCGAGUGGACUCUCUUCUUCCACCAGUAGUUUCAGUUCUAGCUCUUCUGGAUCGGUCACAGGUCAUGCCGGACAUACUCCCCCGGUUACAAGAAAACCAGAUUCCGUUCAGCCCGUUCCCUCCGCCUCUAAGUCUAAAUCUAGCAAUCUCUCUUCCGCCGCGAAAUCUUCAAAGUCUAGUACUACUCCCUCCUCCGCCGCUCAAUUUGGUGGGUCAUAUAGUCCUGCCCGUGCUCAAUCACGUGCAAGCAGUCAAGUUGGUGCUAAAACCGGGAAUAUAAUAAGACCAUCAUCAAACUCAGCUUCGGUUACGACAAAACCAUCUGGUAAUAAAAGCUCUGUUUCGUCGAAACAGAGCCUCAAAAUACUUCCCGCCGGGAACCUUGUCCCAUCGGGGAAGGUACAGAUUACAGGCAUGACUCAAGAAAAACCAAGAAGCAUGGUUCUUGGACCAGGUGCUAAAUCAUACGGUUACGGUAGCAUUAUACGAGGAAACAACUUAUCUCCGGUGAAGCCAACGAUGAUGUCUGAUUCUUCCUCUGUUUUGCCUUUAACUCUCAGUAAUAACUCUACCGGUGGUCCUGAUGCAUAUACAUCGUGGAAGAUAGCUAUAUAUGGUUCUAAUCCUGAAGAAGUAAAGAGGUUUGGUAACGAAAUGUUCAGGAAAGGUUGUUUCGCUGAGGCUUUGAAGUUGUAUGAUCGAGCAAUAGAGCUAUCACCGAGUAAUGCUACUUACCAUAGCAACCGUGCAGCUGCAUUGUCGAGUUUGGGUCAGAUUGGUGAAGCUGUGAAUGAAUGUGAAAUAGCUAUCAAAUUAGAUCCAAACUUUGCAAGGGCUCAUCACCGUUUAGCCUCAUUGCUUCUUAGAUUAGGUUAUGUGGAUAAUGCAGGGAUACAUUUAUAUUCAGUGGAGGAACCAUUAGAUCCAACGGUGGUGAAGAUGCUUCAACAAGUAGAUAAACACUUGAACAAAUGCACAUAUGCAAGAAGACGCGGUGAAUGGAGUAUUGUUUUGACUGAAGUAAGUGCAGCCAUUGCGUCUGGAGCUGAUUCUUCUCCUCAGCUAGCUAUGUGUAAAGCUGAAGCACUACUGAAACUUCUUCGGCUUGAUGAUGCUCAAAGAGUACUAGAAUGUGUCCCCAAAGUGGAACCAUUCCCAGCUUCUUUCUCACAUACUCGGUUUUUCGAUAUGAUCGCUGAAGCUUACACAUCUUUUGUCAAAUCCCAAAUGGAGUUGGCUCUAGGAAGGUUUGAAAAUGCAGUUGUAACUGCAGAGAAAGCUUCAAAGAUUGAUCCACAAAACAAUGAAGUUGAAAUUUUGUAUAAAAAUGUUAGAUUAAUAACUAGAGCGCGUGAUCGUGGUAACGAUCUUUAUGAACUAGAAAGAUACACUGAAGCAAGAUCAGCUUAUGCAGAAGGCCUUAAGUAUGAUCCAUCCAAUGCUACUCUGUUAUGUUACAGAGCAGAUUGUUUCUUUAAGGUUGGAAUGUGGGAGAGCUCAAUAGAAGAUUGUAACCAUGCAUUGCUUAUACUACCGAGUUACACAAAGCCUCGUCUUCAAAGAGCUGCUUUAUAUACCAAGUUGGAAAGAUGGGCUGAAGCAGUGAGUGAUUAUGAGAUCUUAAGAAAGGAACUGCCUUAUGACAAGGAAAUUGCUGAAUCUUUAUUUCAUGCUCAAGUUGCAUUAAAGAAAUCUCGCGGCGAAGUAGUUCUAAACAUGGAAUUUGGAGGUGAAGUUGAGGAAAUAUCUAGUCUUGAAGAGUUAAAAGCUGCAUUAACUCGUCCUGGAGUUUCAGUUGUACACUUUUUUAGAGCUUCUGAUCCACAAUGCAAGGAGAUAUCCACUUUCGUGGACGCACUAUGUGUUCGUUACCCAUCUUUGCAUUUCCUCAAGGUGGAGAUUGUAAAAUGUCCAGAAGUGGGUAAUGCAGAAAGAGUGAGAGUUGUGCCAACAUUUAAGAUAUACAAACUUGGGAUUCGGAUGAAAGAGAUUGUGUGUCCAAGCAAGGAAGCGCUGGAGAAAACAGUGAGGCACUAUGGCCUUUAGCAAACUCAAAACACUUAAUAUUCACAAAAACAAAAAAAAGGGGAGAACUUGUCAGUAAUCUGAUUUGAUUCAUUUAUUGCUCUGUUAGAUUUAGAAAUUGAAAGAGAGAGAUUAGUAAUGUGUAAAUAGAGCAGAUUUUGGCUACCUAGGUGGUGAAACCAUAUAAAAUAAGCAGAGAGAAAACCAUUCAUUCAUGUUGUCAAAACAUUUUUCCAUCAAUAAAAAAAGU